Molecule: messenger RNA, 2025 nt
Organism: Canis lupus familiaris (dog)
Lineage: Eukaryota; Metazoa; Chordata; Mammalia; Carnivora; Canidae
Gene: DOC2A
Product: double C2 domain alpha
Exons: 11
Coding region: 316-1578 (420 amino acids)
Cellular component (GO): membrane
Source: RefSeq, a predicted model, not a curated record
AGGGCGAGCGUGCGUGUUAGCCUGUGUGCCCACGGGGUGUUUAGCUCCCUGGAGGCUGCAAUUUCUGGCUCGUCUUGAAUUGCCGGUCUCAGGAGGAGGCAUCUGAGGCAGGGGUCCCCGCGUUGGGCUGCAGGGCGGGGGGGCCAGUCAGGCAGGCGGGCAGAUCCCGCGGCUGCAUGAAGGACAGUGGGCAGGGAAAGCGUAGAGGGGUGCGUGCCCCCUGGGCCAGACAAGCGCCUGGUGCAGAGGGAUGGACAGUGCCUGUGGGGCUGCUUCCGAGGGAGGCAGGAGCCCAGGGGCGGAGGGCAUCCCGGGAUGAGGGCCAGGAGCCGGAAAGAUGACACCGGGACCAUCCAAAGCCAGGGGUGCUGCAUGAGGGGCCGCAGGGGCGACCGCAUGACCAUCAACAUCCAGGAGCACAUGGCCAUCAACGUGUGCCCCGGGCCCAUCCGGCCCAUCCGGCAGAUCUCUGACUACUUCCCCCGCCGGGCACUGGGACCAGAAGGCGGGGGCAGAGAUCUCAGGGAGGCCCCUGCUCGGCUGGCGCCCCUGGCCCUGGCCCCGCCUGCAGCCCUCCUUGGGGCCACCACACCCGAGGACGGAGCUGAGGUGGACAGUUACGACUCGGAUGAUACCACCGCCCUGGGCAUGCUGGAGUUCGACCUUCUCUACGACCAGGCCUCCUGCACUCUGCACUGUAGUAUUCUCAGGGCCAAGGGCCUCAAGCCCAUGGAUUUCAAUGGCCUUGCUGACCCCUACGUCAAGCUGCACCUGCUGCCUGGAGCCUGCAAGGCCAAUAAGCUAAAAACUAAGACUCAGAGGAACACACUGAAUCCUGUCUGGAAUGAGGACCUGACAUACAGUGGGAUCACGGAUGAUGAUAUCACCCACAAGGUGCUCAGGAUCUCCGUCUGUGAUGAGGAUAAGCUGAGCCACAAUGAAUUCAUCGGGGAGAUCCGAGUACCCCUCCGCCGCCUCAAGCCUUCACAGAAGAAACAUUUUAACAUUUGCCUUGAGCGCCAGGUCCCGUUGGCUUCACCAUCCUCCAUGUCAGCGGCCCUGAGGGGCAUCUCCUGUUACCUGAAGGAGCUGGAGCAAGCCGAGCAGGGCCCUGGGCUGCUGGAAGAGCGUGGGCGCAUCCUACUGAGUCUCAGCUACAGCUCUCGGCGCCGGGGGCUGCUGGUGGGCAUUGUGCGCUGUGCCCACCUGGCUGCCAUGGACGUCAAUGGCUACUCCGACCCCUACGUCAAGACGUACUUGAGGCCUGAUGUGGAUAAGAAAUCCAAGCACAAAACGUGUGUGAAGAAGAAGACUCUCAAUCCGGAAUUUAAUGAGGACUUCUUCUAUGAGAUGGAGCUCUCUGUUCUGGCCACCAAGACUCUGGAAGUCACAGUCUGGGACUAUGACAUUGGAAAAUCCAAUGACUUCAUCGGUGGCGUGUCCCUGGGGCCUGGGGCCCGGGGCGAGGCCCGGAAGCACUGGAGCGACUGUCUGCAGCAGCCGGACGCAGCCCUGGAACGCUGGCACACCCUGACCAGCGAGCUGCCCCCAGCGGCUGGGGCCCUGCCCUCAGCCUGAGUGGGACCGCACCUGCCCUGCACAGGCCCCUCGGGCCGGGUCCAGUACCCAACCUUCGCACGAGUGUGUUGCACGUUUACACGGGGUAGAUGCCCCGCCCCCACUACCUGUCUUAUUUUGUGAGAGUCCGCGUAACCGUGGGUCUGUCUUCUCGUGAGGGACCGUGGAGAUCUAUAUUCACAUAUGCAAACUUCCUCCUGCCUGACUGCUACCAUGCAAAUAUGCAAACACCCAUCCUGUGCACGCCCGCAGGGGGCUGCUGGCUCCUCUCCUGCCUCUCCAGGCUGCCCCGUCCCCCUCAGCCCACAGGGAGGAGGUCGGAUUAGGAGGGGUUCGGAGGAGGAGAAUGUUUCCAAAAGAGAGAAGGACAAAAAAAACAAAAACAAAAAAAAGAGCCACUCCUUUAAUACAGAAUCUUCGUUAAAAACCAACCAACCUAGCCCUGUA